Molecule: messenger RNA, 648 nt
Organism: Apiotrichum porosum
Lineage: Eukaryota; Fungi; Basidiomycota; Tremellomycetes; Trichosporonales; Trichosporonaceae
Exons: 5
Coding region: 1-648 (215 amino acids)
Source: RefSeq, a predicted model, not a curated record
AUGUCGACUCGCUCAGUGCUGAAGCAGCUCACAGAGGUCUUGGCUACGGUCCACAAAGGCCACAUCCUUGAGCUCAGACUCAACACGCCCAAGAACCUCAACGCGUUUGGUGGAACCAAGUACCUUGUGCGUGAGCUUAUCGAGGGAUUCAACUAUGCCCGCGACAACGAUGACAUCAAGGCUGUUGUGGUGACGGCCAACGGUCGCUUCUUCUCGGCCGGUGCUGCCUUGACCGGUGACCGCAUGGUUGCCGACGAGAACGUCAAGAAGGGAAUUCACCCUUCUCUUGUCACCUUCCCGCCGCUCUUUGGCUCGAGCAUCACCUCGCGCCUGCUCUACAUGGCCGAGACGAUUCCCAUCGCAGAGCUGAGCCACACUGGUCUCUUCGCCGAGGUCCUUCCCCAGGCCGGUCUUCCCGAGAAGGUGAUCAAGAAGGUUGAAGACAGCCUCGCGGACCUCUCCAUUGGAUCAAUUGUCGCGUCCAAGAGCAUGCUGCGCACCCCGCAGAUCCGCGACGAGCUUCACAGGGUCAACGCCGUCGAGAUGGAUGUUGUGGACAAGCGGAGGCAGACCGACGACCACCGCGAUACCAUCGUUCGCUUCCAGCAGAAGCGUGCGGCGGCCAAGUCGUCCAAGGCCAAGCUUUGA